Trypanosoma theileri is the source of this 570-nucleotide messenger RNA. RefSeq lists its product as uncharacterized. Bases 1 to 570 code for a protein of 189 amino acids. The transcript has a single exon. NCBI's taxonomy places the organism in Eukaryota, Euglenozoa, Kinetoplastea, Trypanosomatida, Trypanosomatidae. The record is from RefSeq and is a predicted model, not a curated record.
AUGGAUACUAGACGUACGAUGGGGGAUGCGUCUGUAUUCAUUGUGCUCUUCGCGCCUACCAGCGGCAGUGUUCGGCGGCGGCGGUGGAUGAGUGGACGGCUUUAUGUUGGGUUCAACAGAGCCACACUGGUGGAAGACACUACUCGAAAGUCGGUGUGUGUGGCCUCAGGAACAGGCCUUCGCCCCAAUGCUGUAUUCGCGAUGAUGCAGGCAGCGGAGAAUGGAGCAGCAUGGCAGACUGGUACAGAGCUGAAACUGGAACGAUACGUUGUGCAGAUUGAAGAUGUGGUACACUUGCAUCUACUGCCAUACGCAACUUGCUGCAGUGAUACAGAAGAAGGGGCAAAUGCCAUUGAUGAGGGAGAAACAUCAGCAGCUGCAGUUGGUAAUAAUGUUAAUAGUGUUAAUAAUGGUGGGGUUAGUGACUUUGAAAGACCAGGUCCACACAAUUUGACGAUGGGAUUUGCAGAGAUGGGGAGAGAUAAGUUAACUGGUGAGCCGCCGCGGAGGCGGUCAAGAAGCCAACUCAUUCAGGAGCUGCAGGCGGCAUAUCCACAUUUCUUUUCUUGA